This is a messenger RNA of Trichobilharzia szidati, 1510 nucleotides long. NCBI's taxonomy places the organism in Eukaryota, Metazoa, Platyhelminthes, Trematoda, Strigeidida, Schistosomatidae. The record is from the annotation of a GenBank genome assembly.
AUUAAACAAAUCUAUAUAGCAGUGUUCUACAUUACUGGAUUGUAGUUAUAACAGUCAAGUGAAUCCAACAAAUUCAAUGGAGAAGUUGACUGAAGAAUUGGCCAGUUCUUUGAUAGAUGACUUGAGACUUGAUGGAGAUUUGGACUGUAUGCUGUCAGAUUUUCCUUCUCGUGGCAUUAAUCAUGAAUUCGCGUUAAUGAUUGACAAGAAGUUAAUACCUGAGUGUGAUACAGGGGAUCCGAAUCAUGCUAAGAAAUCAUGGAUAAGGUGUGCUGCCACAGCGGCUGCUUAUGUGUACAAGUCUGUUGGUGAGAGUGUAUCACAGCCAUUACGCGUAUGGUUAAGCAAUGCAGCGAGUGCAGUGAUUCUCCAUGGACUUCUUGGAGAGUUGACUACUUCAUCAACACAAGAGGAUACAGACGGAAAUGCCACGAAUGAGAGUAUAUCACUACCCGAUACAGUUGUAGAUGAUCGUUGUGAUGGUUAUUGGUAUUAUGGUAGUUGGACGGUGGAGAAUGUGGCGAGUAGCUCCGAGAUGAGAGGUGUGUUGAGAGCUGAGAUGGCGAAUGCAUGUAUCUCGGUGAUGAUUGCCUCUGUGGUCAAUUACUUUGAGGAGAAUCGUUACACACCGAGCGGGUUCAUGAAGGAUAGUUAUGCGUGGACAGUACUUGGAAGUGGUGUAAUGGAGAAAUAUGGUCUGACAGAUGAGUCGGAUAAGACCAAGGCAAUGCUGAUCACUGGUCAUUGGGUAUCGAAAUUGGUGGUUUUCGGUAUGGCUACGAAAGGCCGACAACUUAAGCACCCAAUUAGACCCGUGAAGAGGAUCGGUUACAAGCAGUCUCUUGAUCAAAUGGAUAUCAGUAAGUAUUUCGAUGAUGUCCCGGCUGGCUUCACACACACACGAAUCGCCCACGCCAUAGCCAGAAGAAUGGUUCGAUCUGUGUGCAUCCCCUACUUUGAUAAUUUUUCUGAGCUGAUUGAAUUACGACAGCUUUACUGGAAAAUAGUUGAUGAUCCAUUUCAUUAUCAUAUAGAUGGUGAGUAUUUGACUGGUUCACCGAGGACAACAAUCAGUGACACAGGGAGCAAGUUGUUUGGUCGACUCAUCACUUAUCUUAGCAUCUUUGAACCGAGAAGCGAACUGCUGCUUUAUCCUCAAUUGUGUAUGAAUGGAGAAACACGUGAGAAGCACUACUUUGAUUACAGUCGUCAUUGGGAAGAUAUUUUGAAGGUGAUUUUUGAUGAGAUAUAUAUGCCAAGCGGACAUUAUUUACCGGAUGUUCUGAAAAGUAAUUUAAAAAUUGAUGACGAAUUUCCACCUAAUGAUGAGGAGCUGGAAUCAUGUUGGUCGGAAUAUGACGUUGAUGACACUAUUCGUCAGUGGAUUCGUCUUUAUUUUAGGACUGAAUUACAGAUGUAGGUCUUCGAGAUUGGAACUAUAACGUGUAGCAAUUAACUUUCAAAAUAUUGUUAAACUGCAAUUUUACCACUUUGAAUAAAUGUUCACUAG